Molecule: messenger RNA, 1866 nt
Organism: Jatropha curcas
Lineage: Eukaryota; Viridiplantae; Streptophyta; Magnoliopsida; Malpighiales; Euphorbiaceae
Product: zinc finger (C2H2 type) family protein
Molecular function (GO): RNA nuclease activity
Source: RefSeq, a predicted model, not a curated record
CGAGCGUCUCAACAGAGACAAGCGUUCUCUUCUUUUGCGGUAGGGAGUCUUGCUUCUGAACAAAUACUCGUCGUCUUAGUUUUUCUCGUUUCUUUACCCAUGUUAUUCUUUUGAUUCAUGCUUUCUUUUGUACAUACCUUUUGACGUUAACUAUGUUGCUCAAACUUCGUGUUUGUUUCCGUUCAAUACAGUCCAGACAGCUAAACCCAUGUCUCAAUUUGUUUAGAUACUGUCAUUUCGAUUCAAAACUGGGUUCUAAUUCUACAAACCCAAUAACAACUGUUACACCAAUAGAACCCCAAAAUAAUGUUGCAAUUUUCUGGGAUUUGGACAACAAGCCACCAAAUUCAUUCCCGCCAUAUGAGGCUGCUUUUAGGCUUAAAAAGGCUGCGUCUUCGUUUGGGGUUGUUAGAUAUAUGGUGGCGUAUGCUAAUCGGCAUGCGUUUAGUUAUGUGCCAAAUGUUGUAAAAAAGCAAAGAAAAGAAAGAAAAUUGUUGAAUCAGCUAGAGAAUAAGGGUUUGAUUAAACCAGUAGAACCAUAUUUGUGUAGAGUUUGUGGUAGAAAGUUUUAUAAUAAUGAGAAGUUAAUUAAUCAUUUUAAGCAAAUUCACGAGCGUGAACAGCAGAAGCGGUUGAAUCAAAUAGAAUCAGCUAGAGGGAAUAGGAGAGUUAAGUUAGUGGCAAAGUAUGCAAUGAAGAUGCAGAAGUAUAAGAAUGCUGUGAGGGAUGUUUUGACUCCGAAAGUAGGAUAUGGUCUGGCAAAUGAGUUGAAAAGGGCAGGGUUUUGGGUUAGGACUGUAUCAGAUAAGCCACAGGCUGCGGAUUUGGCAUUGAGGGACCAUAUGGUGGAUGUGAUGGAUAAGAGGAAGGCUGAUUGUUUAGUACUUGUAUCAGAUGAUUCGGAUUUUGCUGGCGUUUUAAAGCAGGCUAAGUUGAGAUGUCUGAAGACUGUUGUGGUUGGGGAUAUUAAUGAUGGGGCAUUGAAGAGGGUUGCUGAUGCUGGUUUUUCUUGGCAGGAGAUUUUGAUGGGGAAGGCUAAGAAGGAGGCAGUAUCAGUUGUGGGGCGGUGGAAGGACCGUGACAUGUUGGAGAGACUAGAGUGGACACACGAUCCAAAGGAGGAGAAAAAUUUUUCUAGUGUGGUUAAUGCUUUUGAUUAUUGUGGAAGUGAUGAUACUUGUGAUGAUGAUGAUACUUGUGAUGAUGAUGAUGAUGAUGGCGAUGCUGAUGAUGGUGAUUGUGAUAGAGAGUGUGGAGGUUUUGGUGGUAUCUUUGAUGAAGAUGAUGUUGACUGUAAGCAAAAGGAAGCUGCGAGUGCUUGGUGGGAGUUGAAUUCUGAUCCAGAGGCUAAUGCUUAAAAACAUGCUUUGGUCACAAGAUCAGUUUUUAUUACUUGGGUGAAGUUCACCAUUACAUUUUAUGAGGUUUGACAAGCAGACCACCUGGAACCAUGGCCUAUGAUUCCUGAACAUUCUAUUUAAAUUUCAGCUCCAAAAUGCGAUUAUUGCUAUGGAGAUAACAUGUGAUAAUUUGAAUGUAGCUGGAAAGUUUUGGGCAGAUGUACAGGAAAUUAUAAGAUGGUUCAUUGCUGGAUCAAGGGGUAUUAUGUACCUUAGUUGAGAAAUGAUCUUCAUUGUCUCUAACAAUGAAAUUUUCGAACUGGAGCCUAAAAUCCAUUUUUCUGCUGAUGGCAAGCACUGAAAUAUGAAAUCAAGAAUGAGACCUUCGUGCGAAAUUGAAUAAUUGAAUUUGAUAUUGAAUCGAUCAACUACUUCAAAAAGGAAGUAGCUUCCUUUAUGAAUGUUGAAUUUAUCCGAAUAAUUCUCUAUUCUAACAAGAAUUUAUACAUGUUACUUUUCAAAUAUA